Molecule: messenger RNA, 264 nt
Organism: Rotaria sp. Silwood2
Lineage: Eukaryota; Metazoa; Rotifera; Eurotatoria; Philodinida; Philodinidae
Source: the annotation of a GenBank genome assembly
AUGUCAGACGGAGUACCAUCAUCUCACAUUUGCCAGAAAUGUGGUCGUAAAUUUUCCAUUGUCGAUAAUUAUGGUGGUGACUGUAUUCAUGGUGGAACAUGGCAUGCAAGAUAUGAAGAUUGCUCCUAUUUGAAAUGCGGCUUUAAUUUAGGUAUAAAAGCAUCUAUUGGCAAACAACAUUGGUCCUGCUGUUAUUCACUUGAGCGGCAAUCGAAUCGGUGCAGUAAAAGUGAACCUCACAUUGUCGUUCAACAUGAAAAUUAA